Meloidogyne enterolobii is the source of this 457-nucleotide messenger RNA. The record is from the annotation of a GenBank genome assembly. NCBI's taxonomy places the organism in Eukaryota, Metazoa, Nematoda, Chromadorea, Rhabditida, Meloidogynidae.
AUGUCUUCUUCUUCUUCAUUUUCCUCUCCAUUUGUCAAAAUUUCAACAAAAAAUUCAAUUCAUUCAAUUAUUCUUUUUAUCGUUUUUUCCGGAAUUUUAUUAUUUACACCUUCAAUUAAUGCAAAACCUUUACUUUCUGUUGGACAAAAUAAUAAUCACAUUAACGAAGAAAAGAAAUUUAAUGACCCCCCAACUUUUCGUGGUUUUGCACCUCAAACACCUUUUCUGAUGCCAUAUGCUAGUGGAAAUGGAUUUGUUUCUCCCUUUCCUUCAGGAAUGGGUGAUCGAUGGGCCGGAUUCCUCGCAGACCAACAAUUCGGAGGGGGUGCAAUCAAACGAAAUUCUGAUGGCCACUUUAUGGAGCCAGCAGGAUGGUUAGCUCUUGAAGAGCCUGGACGUUUUGAAUGGAACUUUAAUAGGUAAAGAAAGGGAGGGGAGAGGGGGGGAGGAAUUAUUU